Messenger RNA from Saimiri boliviensis boliviensis (Bolivian squirrel monkey), 3980 nucleotides. RefSeq names its product cyclin dependent kinase inhibitor 2B (gene CDKN2B). Lineage: Eukaryota; Metazoa; Chordata; Mammalia; Primates; Cebidae. Gene Ontology annotation, cellular component: cytoplasm; nucleus. The record is from RefSeq and is a predicted model, not a curated record. Gene Ontology annotation, biological process: regulation of cyclin-dependent protein serine/threonine kinase activity; negative regulation of cell population proliferation; regulation of G1/S transition of mitotic cell cycle. Gene Ontology annotation, molecular function: cyclin-dependent protein serine/threonine kinase inhibitor activity; protein kinase binding.
CGGAGCCUAAGGGGGUGGGGAGAGGCAGGCCCCUCGGCCCAGCUGAAAACUGAAUUGUUUGCCGGCUGGCUCCCCACUCUGCCAGAGCGAGGCGGGGCAGUGAGGACUCCGCGCCGCGUCCGCACCCUGCGGGAGAGCCGCUUUGAGCUCGGCUGCGGCCGCGCGAGGCGCUUUUUCCCAGAAGCAAUCCAGUCGCGCCGGGUGGUUCUUGGGCGUCAGGAAAAGCCCGGAGCUAAUACCCGCCGCUCUGCCAUUGCACGGGGCCGCAAGCCACAGACGGACGUCGGAGGGGAAUGAGGCUGAGCCCGGCUCUCCCAGGAAGAAGACAGUGCGCCGGAGCGGCGUGGGAAAGAAGGGAGGAGUGUCGUUAAGUUUACGGCCCACGGUGGAUUAUCCGGGCCGCUGCGCGUCUGGGGGCUGCGGAAUGCGCGAGGAGAACAAGGGCAUGCCCAGCGAGGGCGGCAGCGAUGAGGGCCUGGCCAGCGCCGCGGCGCGGGGACAAGUGGAGAAGGUGCGACAGCUCCUGGAGGCCGGCGCGGAUCCCAACGGAAUCAACCGCUUUGGGAGGCGCGCAAUCCAGGUCAUGAUGAUGGGCAGUGCUCGCGUAGCAGAGCUGCUGCUGCUCCACGGUGCCGAGCCCAACUGUGCGGACCCUGCCACUCUCACCCGACCGGUGCACGACGCUGCCCGGGAGGGCUUCCUGGAUACGCUGGUGAUGCUGCACCGGGCAGGGGCGCGGCUGGACGUGCGCGAUGCCUGGGGCCGUCUGCCCUUGGACCUGGCUGAGGAGCGGGGUCACUGCGAUGUUGCAGGGUACCUGCGCGCGGCUGCGGGGGACUGACGCCGGGUUCCCCAGCCGCCCACAACGACUUUAUUUUCCUCCCCAAUUCCCCACCCCUUCCCACCGAAUUAGAUGAAGGCUGCAAAAGGAGAGCGGCAGGAAGCCUGUAAACCUACAAGCCGUCUGAGACUGGCAGGAAGGGGGAGCAGACCGGGAAUAACCUUCCAUACCUUUUUUUUUUUUUUUUUUCCUGGAUCCAGCCCUCGACAGUCACCGUAAAGCCAAACACAGGAGGAUUUCCAGUGAUAUUUAGGAGUGUGUGAAGUUCAGGUGUCGUUUGCUUUUCAGGGUUUUCUCAGGGAAAGUGAAUAUGAAAUCCUUGACCAACCUUGGCGGCUACUAAUCUUCCAACGGAUGACUCCAGCGCCGAGUGGGAGACAGUCGUGAUUGGCAUUUGGGUGGGAGCAGUCCAUGCGUUCACCCCACUGUCUGCUGAGGAGUUCUGGUGAACCCACAGGUUAGGCCCUAGCGGGGAAAAAGGAAAACCUGAAGACUGAGGACAAAGUGGACGAGGGCUGAGGUGGGCUUCAGUAAGUGAUCGGUGCUUUAGUUUGGCCGCUUAGCAAGUCCAGAACAGAAACCACACUCUCUGGAAGCCCUGGGGACCCGCGCCCAGCUCCACCAGAUAGCAGAGGGGUAAGAGAGGACGUGCAAGCGACGACAGAUCUACCCCCAAAAAUCGUCGUCGUCGUCCUAAAAUCCCUGGACUACGAUGCUGCAGAACACCUUUGCAGAGGGUGUUGGCCUUUGUUCUUACUGCACUGAGGAGAGAUUACCGCGGCGUCCGGAGGCAAACUGUGUAGGAUGAGAUGGUGAAGUGGAAUGAGAGCGAUUGUAACGGUUAACUGUAACGUUUUCUUUCUUACACACAAGCGUGAGUGCGCAUGAAUUGCUACUUUUUGCUUCUCCGAUAUUUUGUAUUUUUUAGUUGUUCAGUAACUGUCUUAUUUAAUGGGGAGAUUUUAGAUAACAUUAUAACUAGUGGCUCUCAGUUAAAAUGUGAGGAAGAACUACAGCUUUUAAAUGUAGCCAUGGCACUGUAGCAAGCUCUGUGCAAACUCCUAGAUUGCUUUCUCUUUAACCUAUUUAUUUCUUUGUUAAUUUCUUUGUUAAUUUCUUUAUUUCUUUGUUAAUUUUUUCUGAUUGUUUCCUUUAUAGAGUGUCUCAGAGUGCAGAGGUCAGACUAAGAAAUAUUCCAAAUGUCUUUUAGAAGAUAGAUGCACUUAUGUAGUAAAUUAUCUUGGGAUAUUUCCCAAAAGACUGCUGAAAAAAAAUAGAUUGAGUGUAAAAACUGUUGUAAAUAUAUGAUGGCUUGUGGGAUGUCCUACUAUCUACUGAACAAACUAAAGAUGUACUGCUUUGGGAUUUAAUUUCCAGUGUUGCUUAUUAUAUCAUUGGAAAAAAACUGAUACUUCACUGCUUUAAUAAAGAACUAACAGAUUGAACUCCAAGAGGUGGGUAAUUAGGUUUAAAAAUACAUGUUCAUGGAUUUACCCCUAACUCCUGAGAAAUGUUAAAGGUUCACAGGGGUUCCCUUAUCUCAACAUUUGUAAUAAUUAUUUAUAAGUAAUACCAACAAUUUAUAAAAACUGCUUACAUAUGCCACAGAAAAUUAAACAUAAAAUUUAUACAUGUAUUAUGCUUCUGAAUGCUCAUUCUACUACACAUUUAAAAGAGGCAAAAAGAAACAGAAAAAAGUAAUUUGAGAGUAGAGACUUGUAAAGAAGAGUACAUUUGAGCUAUAAACACACAACUCUUCACUGCUUUAACAAUUCCUGUUCCCAAAACGAACAUAUUUCUGGGGACAGUUAGUUGAGAAUCAGAGAAUAUGUCACUGGAGAAAGGAUAUGUUUAUUGACAUAUAAUCUGUACCAGGCAUACAUUAAAAUACAUUUGUUCAUUUAAUACUGAAACCUGAGAGAUAGGUAUUGUUUCCCAGAUGAAGACAAUGAGGUAAAGAAAUAAUCAAAUAACUUGCCAAAGGUCAGAAGAUAUUCGUUCCAUGGAUGCAAAAAGUAAGUGCAUUCUGGUUCAAAAGCCUAUUAUGGCUGUCUUGCUUUUCUUCCCAUCGCACCAGCAUGUCCUCCAAAAUCAUUAAUGAUGCACAUGAAGAUAACUUAAGGAAAAAAAAAAAACAGAAAUACACAAUGAUCUCCCUCAUAAGUUCCUAAGGAGGCUUUUCUUUCUCUAACUUCUGGUAAAUACAAACAGCUUGUUUCAAAUCUAUUUUAAAAUGUCAACAAUAUGGAGAAUAGCCCCCAAAAAAACACCUAUAAAAACCCAAAAUUUUGGAACAAGGAUAAUGGAACCUCCAUUUUCAAAUUAAAGCACACACAGGGACAGAAAAUAUUCUAGUUAUCACUUAAGCACUCAACAUUAUGGGCUACAAGAAUAAUAUUUUUAAAGUUACAGUAUUUUACAAUUCCUAGAAAACAGUCUGUAUAAAAGAAGUCAAUUGAUAAUUUAAAAUCUCCCUUUUGAUUUAUAAAAUCCCUUAAUUUGACCUCUGUGUCUAAAAUUCCAAGAUGUUUAAAUUUGCUAGUCGCAUGAUACUGGGUCAUGAAAAAUUAUCCCUUGAAUUAGAUAUGAAACAUGUUACUUCAUUUCUAGAAAGAUUUCAUAACUUGUGGAAUCUUUCCUAAUGACAACCUGAUAUUAAGGGAAACUUAAAAAAAAAUGUUAUUGCGGAUUACACAGUACUAUAUUACAUUGAUUUUUGUUUUGUUUUGUUAGUUUUUUCUUUUCCUUUUUUUUUUUUUUUUUUGGUAUAAAGCAAAUCUAAAACAUUAUUGAGUAUCAGUUACCACCUGGUUGUACUGAAAUAGUAACUUAUUAAUGCCAUGUAAAAAUUAAUUCCAUUUUUGAAGCCACCUGGCAGACAGGUUUAGCUGUCUCAUCAACAGCCUGAAGAAAUACAUACUGUUAAAUUUGUUAUUCACUUUGAAAGAUACAUGCAAAAACACAGUUACUAUUUUUAUGAGUCCUGUUUCUGGCUCCAUUGUGGAACUACAGAAAAUUAAAUAUACCUGUUAAGUUCUAUAUCUAAAUCUAAGACAUUAUCAAGGUUUGUACAAAUUCUACUACCUGACAUUUAUUCCAAGAAGGUCUGUAAAGUUAAAUACAUUUACAAAUUUAAUAA